AUGGAGGAGAACAGGCCGAACAUGACAGACGAAAAGGACCAUGAUUACAGCGAGGGUGGCCUCCACCAUGAUUCAUUCGAGACGAAAGAGUCUUUCCCUAGACAAAGACACUCAUCCGAUGAGGAAUCGAGAAUCGGCGAAGACCACCAUCACAACAACGACUUGACUCAAGUUCCAACAAACACUAGUGUUGCAGCACGUACUCUAUCAGCUGUGCGCACACGAGAAUCUGGGAAAGACCUGGGACCACCACCAGAUGGAGGGUUCCAAGCUUGGUUACAAGUUGCACUGGGACAUAUGAUCAUUUUUAAUACAUGGGGCUAUAUCAACAGUUUUGGCGUCUUUCAAACAUACUACACCAGCACGCUUGGCAGAUCCCCAUCUGAUAUCUCAUGGGUAGGUAGUAUCCAGAUCUUCCUUCUGUUCUUCAUUGGAACAUUUUCCGGCCGUGCAACCGAUGCAGGAUACUUUCGAUUCACAUUGACUAUUGGUGCGACUUUGGAAGUAUUCUGUAUCUUCAUGACCUCUCUCUGUACGGAAUAUUGGCAGCUGUUCCUGGCACAGGGACUAGGCCAAGGCAUUGGAUGUGGACUUAUGUUCUGUCCGACUUUAGCUCUGAUUUCCACAUACUUUGUGAAACGACGAGGAAUCGCGAUUGGAAUCGUCGCCUCGGGUUCAGCUACAGGUGGUCUUGCCUUCCCUGCUGUAGUGAUGCGAUUGCUACCACGCAUUGGGUAUGGAUGGACGAUGCGCACGCUGGGCUUCAUCUCACUAGUAACCCUGAUUCCAUGUCUGCUAUUCUUCAAACAGCGACUCCCUCCACGUACGAGUGGGCCGCUAGUAGAAUGGGCUGCAUUCAAAGAGCUCCCAUAUCUGCUAUUUGCAGUGGGAAUGUUCUUGAACUUCUGGGGAUUGUACGUGGCUUUCUUCUAUAUUGGAAGUUUCAGUACCAACAUUAUCGGCGCAUCGGACAAUACAUCUAUCGACCUGCUGAUGGUUAUGAAUGGAGUCGGCUUAGUGGGCCGACUGAUCCCGAACCUCAUGGCCGAUCAAUUCACGGGUCCCUUGAAUCUGCUGAUCCCAUUCAGUUGCGCAACUGCUAUAGUAGCCUAUUGCUGGACCGCCGUGAAGAGCAUGGGCGGACUCUGGGCAUUUGCCGCCUGCUAUGGUCUCUUUGCUGCUGGUAUUCAGUCACUGUUCCCAGCCACCUUGAGCACACUCACUACCGAUCUCAAGAAGACCGGUGUACGCAUGGGCAUGGUACUCAGCGUUGUGGCGAUUGCUGCUUUGAUUGGAUCUCCUAUUGCCGGUGCACUGAUAUCCACCGAUGACGGACAAUAUCUUUAUGCUCAGGUGUUCAUGGGCAGUGCUAUCAUUGCAGGGACCUUGACCUUGAUUGCUGCUCGUGUAUGCAAGGUGGGCACUGGCUUAGCUCGCGUCUAG
Penicillium angulare is the source of this 1443-nucleotide messenger RNA. RefSeq names its product putative MFS monocarboxylate transporter. Gene Ontology annotation, cellular component: fungal-type vacuole membrane. Bases 1 to 1443 code for a protein of 480 amino acids. The transcript has a single exon. Gene Ontology annotation, biological process: transmembrane transport. Gene Ontology annotation, molecular function: transmembrane transporter activity. NCBI's taxonomy places the organism in Eukaryota, Fungi, Ascomycota, Eurotiomycetes, Eurotiales, Aspergillaceae. The record is from RefSeq and is a predicted model, not a curated record.